UCCGUGUCCUGCCCUGCCGGGAGGCAGCGGCGCCGCCUCGUCCUUCCCGUCGGGGCUAUGCGAGGGCCGCGCCGCCGCCUGCGCUAGGCCCGGCGCGGCGGCGGGGCCUCCCUCAUGCGGGAGUACAAGGUGGUGGUGCUGGGCUCGGGCGGCGUGGGCAAGUCCGCCCUCACCGUGCAGUUCGUGACGGGCACCUUCAUCGAGAAGUAUGACCCCACCAUCGAGGACUUCUACCGCAAGGAGAUCGAGGUGGACUCGUCGCCCUCGGUGCUCGAGAUCCUGGACACGGCCGGCACGGAGCAAUUCGCCUCCAUGCGCGACCUCUACAUCAAGAACGGCCAGGGCUUCAUCCUGGUCUACAGCCUGGUCAACCAGCAGAGCUUCCAGGACAUCAAGCCAAUGAGGGACCAGAUUGUCCGGGUGAAGAGAUACGAGAAAGUCCCUCUGAUCCUGGUGGGGAAUAAGGUGGAUCUGGAGUCGGAGAGGGAGGUCUUGUCCGCGGAAGGCAGAGCCCUGGCUCAGGAAUGGGGCUGUCCCUUCAUGGAGACAUCGGCCAAGAGCAAAACGAUGGUGGAUGAACUGUUUGCUGAGAUCGUCCGACAAAUGAACUAUGCCUCCCUGCCUGAAAAACAAGAUCAGUGUUGUACAACUUGCAUCGUCCAGUGAGAAAAGUUAAGAAAAACCUCAGUCAUGGCCAUACAGAGCAGAUAAAACUCAGAGGAAACUUGCACAGAUGCUGCUUUGGAGAACUUUCAGCCCAGGUUGCAGAGCUGAGCCUUGGUAAACCUGUCUCUAUUACAGCACAUUGCCAUACAUCUAAGUGCAUAAGGUUGGUGGCCUCCAGGAUCCACACACCUUAACCAGAAUGCUUAGCAUGUUUACCAUAAGUUUAAGAAAUCUGUUCUUUACCUAUCAGUCCUUUUAUAGCUUUCUAAGUUCAUAUAAUGGCUAAUAUGCAAGAGUUCAUUUUUAAUAUUUUAAUUGAUUUCUUUAAUCAAUUUCUGAACUUGUAUUUAUUAAAUACUUAAACUCAGUAUUACCUACUCAAUGCCUUUUAAAAGAGAGUUUUAAUGGAGAAUAAAUUGAGCCUUAAACAAAUGGUUACUUCUGUAUAUUACCUCGCAUCAGUGCUAAUUUCUAUUUGCAAGUUUCUCCUACAACAUAGAUGGUCAUUCUUUGAGACUUUUUGUUUACGUGUGACAGUGUCAUGAAAAGAUACUGAAGGCACCUCCUUUGUAUGGAUGUAGUAUCCCUUUUCUUGGCAAAUGCAGCUGUGAUAGUGUGUAACUGGUCUGAUUUGAUAACUGAGAUUCCUUGGGAUGGGAUGCCAAGUCUCCAGCUGAUUUUCUCUUUUUUUUCCCCUUCUCGCAGUCAUGGAUUUCUUAAACUCAUUUAAUCACAAAUGACAAUUGUAGCAUUGAAACGUGGCAGCCCACCUUUCCUUCUGCUGAGUUUCUGAACUUGUGUGUUUACAAAUAGCUUCUCUCUGCCUUUGAAAAGGGAUAAUGUAUCCUCCCAAGUGGGCUGCCUGCCUGGUCAGAGUUAGCUCAGCUUUGCCUGGCACGUUAAGUGACAUCUAGUGGACCUCUGCACAUAAAAAUCUGAUGCAAAUAAGAUCACUUUACAUUUUAGAGUUCCUAAUAUUUGUCUUUCUGAAUAAUAUUUUAAAGCAAUAUUUGUUAAUUUUUUUCCUUGCACUGUCACAAAUUGCUUUUUAGAUUUUUUUUCCAAUAAACAAGUUUAAUAUUAGAGAUAAGUUGGUGUAAUGAGGGGAAAGCACCAGGUUUCAGUGAUACUAACUGCAAGUGUGCUUUAAACAGCCAUUGCCUUCCAUAUUGUUUACCUGAUCAACAUAUUUUCUCUGAAUACUUGAAAAUUUUAACAAUAACACAGGUAUAAAGAGCUGAAUGAAAAUGUACAAAGAACAGAUGAAAUCUUUUUGUUUAGUUUUAUUAACAUGUUGCAUACAUGAGAGCUUUUUCUAGCAGUGGUUAAAAUGUGUGCUUUUAUUUUGCAGAAGUUUAACUGCAGCUCACCUACUGCACCAAAGUUCUAGGUUUUUUAGGAGCCCAGCUUUAGUCAUUUGAACAUGCUUCUAGAAAUGUACAUUUUUGUUUUCCUUGUAAUAGCUAAAUAACUUUGAGAAAAGCUCUAGUAAAAGCAGUGAUGGAUAUAUGAGGUUAAGCAGUUGAAAACUCACUAAAUGUAUUGUGGAUGAUGGCAUUGAAAACAAUAAAAGAUCACCGGUACAGUA
Tinamus guttatus (white-throated tinamou) is the source of this 2254-nucleotide messenger RNA. RefSeq names its product RAP2C, member of RAS oncogene family (gene RAP2C). Gene Ontology annotation, molecular function: GTP binding; GTPase activity. Gene Ontology annotation, cellular component: membrane. NCBI's taxonomy places the organism in Eukaryota, Metazoa, Chordata, Aves, Tinamiformes, Tinamidae. The record is from RefSeq and is a predicted model, not a curated record. Gene Ontology annotation, biological process: Rap protein signal transduction.